Messenger RNA from Podospora pseudocomata, 680 nucleotides. RefSeq lists its product as uncharacterized. Lineage: Eukaryota; Fungi; Ascomycota; Sordariomycetes; Sordariales; Podosporaceae. The coding region runs from base 1 to 537 and encodes 178 amino acids. The transcript has 4 exons. Gene Ontology annotation, molecular function: carbon-sulfur lyase activity. The record is from RefSeq and is a predicted model, not a curated record.
AUGAACGCCUCCUGCCAAUGCGGCUCCAUCCGCUUCAAAACCCCCCUCCCCAAACCCCUAGCCUUGUAUAUCUGCCACUGCAUAGCCUGCCAAAGACAAACCUCCUCCGCAUUUGGCGUUUCGGCCAUCUUCCCCCGCUUCUCCCUCCCCGCCAACCUCAUCCAACCACCGCCCUCCUCACCAACACCAUCCUCGGUCUCGUCAUCAGGGAGUCCGCCAGCUGGAUGUGAAGGGAGCGGGAAUAACCUGCUAUCAGUCUACUCACGCGCAACAACCAACGGGCAGACGCUGUACUGCUAUUUUUGCAAGAGGUGCGGGACGAGGUUGGUGCAUGAUAGUCCUAACAAAAACGUCGUCAGCGUCAAGGGGGGUUGCCUAGAGGGGUUGGAUUGGAAGAGCGCGAUUCACAUUUGGACAAAAUCAGCCAUGGUGCCAAUUCCAGAAGGCGUGGAAUCCCACAAGGAGGACUGCAAGGACCCGGAAGAGUAUGGUGUUUGUCAGGAGGAGUUGGAUCAGCCGCCGGGGGGGAGUUUGUGAGUGAUUUCGUUGACAGCAAUAAUCGGAAGCUGGAAAUAUAGGUCAGGAAAAAAAAGGGAAUAUGAAUACACCACUCGGUUUCAAGGUGAGGUCAAAAAGAAUACCAAAACUAAAUGCCACGUCUGUUUAAUACAACCCUGCCA